AUGGGCUGCUCACCAUCAAAAGGUAACAAUUUUGGGGCUUUGGGUCCCUUGAGGAAGGGUAGAAUGCUGCCCCCUACACCCCAAGAAAGCCCCAGAGAGUCCCAGUUUGAAGACGGAGAGAAACGUAAUUCAACCGAAACAACAGAUGGGGAAACAAAGGAGAUGAAGGCAGUUGGACAAACCCAGGUAUUUCAAAGAGAAGCACCUAUGACACCACAAAAAAAGAGAUCUGUGACUGAGUUAGCCCCAGAAGCAGUAAACAUGAAUAAAUUGGGGAGUCAAGGACUGGAGAACAACACUGUGUCACAGAGAAAAGAGAAAAAUGGGGACAAACAGGAUGUAACAGAGAAAAAGCCUGGCAGAAAAACAAAGAAAAAUACCAGAGGUGUGAAAGUGCUAAAAAAGAAAGACAAGGACAAACUACCUGCUGAACAGAAAGUGGACUUCCCAGAGCCUCUGGUAAAAGCUCACCAAGCUGCGUAUGCCUUUUUGAAUCCUAAUAUAAACAAAUAUGAUAUUGUACUUGGACUGUUGGAACAGGCAACCCAAACUCGGACGUCUGUUCAGCCUAUGGUUGCCUUUAUGGCUCUGCGCUAUGAGGAAUUAAUUCACUUACUGGAAGACAUAGCAGAUGAGGGAGACAAAGUUUUAAAAGAAAAUGGAGAACAUCUUGCUUGGCCCAGCCAAAUGAAAAACCUCUCUUCUUCUUCACCACUGAAAUCUGGCUCUGCUAAUAUUGAACCCCCACCGGAUUUGUUGCAGCAGCUUCUUCAGUACACCACACAAAGAAUGCGGAAUGUAAGUCAGACUGUUGGAGGAAUUGGGGACUCUGCCUUGGAGGAGGCAGUGGAAUACUUUGCCUGUGUAUCAGAGCUUUUAGAGGAGAAACUGAAAGUCAAGCGUGCAGUAGAGACUAGAAUAAUGCAACUCUUAUCUCGCAUUGAAAUGGCCUCCCUGCGCAAGCCUGGGCCAGAGGAUUCUGCUCUCUUUAGUGAGGACAGUGGUAUUGGAGCUGAGAAUGAAUCCCUUGCUGGAUCUGAAAGACGCCAUAGACGAGAAAGUUGUGAGUCCACUGGGACAAAUAGAACUACUCCUAUAGGAUACACCUCCAGGAACAUUAGGCAAGGAGCAUCAAGGCCGAAGUUUGUGCAUCAAAUUAGUCCAAGUGUUUCCCUCACUUCUCUCAACUCAAUAGGUUCUGUAUGUACCAUAAUGGCUAAUGAGCAAAGAGACUCAUUGCUAGGAUCCUUUGAUGAUGGGGAGGAAGAUGAUGAAGAUGAUGAUAAGAUGGAUAGAGGCAAGGGACAAGUAACGUUUCAAAAGCGAUCAAAUUCUUCACCUGUACACCAUGAACAACAACCAUCCCGCAUACACCCAAAGCGCAUAGAGAAUCCUGAAAAUGUAGAAAUGACCCUCAAAAUGAAAAAAGCUAUAAGUAGUAGGAUACAGUAUGUCUCAUCACCAAACGCCAGUGCCAAAACAAAGGUAGUGGGCAGCCCAAAAAUCAGUAGACGCCAGUGGACUGAUGAGGGGGAACAAUCUCCAAAGAGACCUCAAACCACAGCACCUGUUCGAAGGGCAGUGGUAAAAACGACCCCAGCAGCUAAAGAGCGACGUUCCCGUUCUGCAGAAUCCCUGCGAAGCAAAGGUGAAGAUCCUACUGUUCUUGAACUAGAAAGGACUCAGAAGAAUUUAAAUCAGAGGUUGCAGAGAAUGAGUAAAAGCAAAGUGACUGGAAAACAAAAUCAAGGGACCUCCCCAGCACAAUCUCCAGUAAUAAAUCGCAGACAGCCCUCACUAGAGAAGAACAGCAAUCCUCAACCACUGAAAGACAAAGCAGGAUUAACAAAGCGUACCAACAGAAAACAAGAGGUGACUAGUGAUGCAGAAGAAGACAAUAAACAAAAAGACAAGAAAACAGCAAAGGGUCCUAUAAAAGCCACACCACCCCCUAGUCCUCCUUCAUCACCAAGGCCAUCUUCAGGCCUGUGCAGAGGCAGGAAUUCAGUCAAAAAAUUGAUAGAUACCUUCACUCAAGGAAUAGAGGAGCUAGACAGCCCUAAAGUGUUGGGGCCUCUCAAAGGUGUACGGAAGUGUGGUGUUCCUGUGCUACCAGGUUUAGGAAAUGUAGAGGCUGUGCUUCGCACUGGGAUAACCAGCUGUAGAGCUGAAUCCAUGUCAUUUGAGAAGACAGAAGAUUUAGAUUUGGACAGUCUUCCUCCACCUCCAUUGGAAGUAUUAUUGGACAAUUCCUUCGAAAGUGCUCACAGUCCUCCUACUCGUGUAGCAGAUGAUGGGGCUACAAAAGUGCCCAAAUCACCUGUGGUAAAAAGGGCUGUUGUGUCGCAGCGACUGAGGGCCUCAUUUCAAUCUGUGUCAGUGCUGCCAAGCAAAGGAGGCCCUCCACAAGGUUCCAAGGUUAUUUCUCCUGCUAGAGAGGAACAACAUGUCACAUCUACUCAAUCAAAGGUCAGCCAACCACAUGAUCAAGCUGACACAGACCCAGGAAAGGAAAAGGAUUCCUUUCUGUCUCGACAAGCUAGAAAGAUCAUACACUUAAAACACUCUUCAGAUUCUCAGUCAGAGAAAUCAACAAGUUAUGUAACAACAAAUCCAUCUGCCAGUCAAAAAGAAUCAACAGAUUUACAAGAUGAUGGCAACAUUUCAGUGCCUGGACCUAACACUACAUUGUCUACAGUGCCUCCUUCUUCAGUAGUCAAUAGCCACCCACCUGCCACCCCACCCAUGCCUAGGGGGCGAAUGUUACCAUCCACACCUUCUACCCCAAGCAGCUUGCAUCGAAGACUUCCCAGUCCUCACAACUUCAAAAGGCAACCUACUCCACCCUCUUCAGCUAGCCCCCCCAUCAAUAGAAAACCUCCCACACCACCAGCACUUCAGAGGAGACUCCCCAGCCCACCUGUUACAAAGCAGAACAUUUUAAACUCAAAUCCAUCCUCUUCGUACCCUUUCAAAGCACCGUCUCCACCAGCUUCACCGAAAAUACAAAGAUGGUCAAGAGAGAACAGCACUGAAGACUUAUCUUCUGCUCGGUUGAUCAGUAAUGCGCGUUCAGUAUUCUGCCCUGCUUCUCCAUCCAUGUUUGAGGCCCAGCCUUGUUCAGUUCCCCAACCCCCUCAAGCAUGGACCGCUACUGGGGUCUCUUUUCUCUCACGUUCUUGGGGGGGUCGAGGGAGGUUUCCUGUGUCUGUUCAAGGACCUCGACCUUUCAUCCGACGAAGCCAUUCAGACCGGAGGCCAAGUCUAAGUCUUCCACCACGAUCACCAGGCAUCUCAGUGGCUGAGACUUGUGGAAGUGAGCCAGCAAUAUGUACACAGGGGCUGGAUGAUGAACCAACCAGGAAAGAUGAAAUAUGGGGUAGCCAAUCAGACCUCAGAGCUACAUCACGCUCUGCAUCACAUCCAGACCUGUGUAUUGUUGGACAGUCUUUGCACCGAGAGUAA
Scomber japonicus (chub mackerel) is the source of this 3465-nucleotide messenger RNA. RefSeq names its product photoreceptor cilium actin regulator 1 (gene pcare1). The transcript is spliced from 2 exons. NCBI's taxonomy places the organism in Eukaryota, Metazoa, Chordata, Actinopteri, Scombriformes, Scombridae. The record is from RefSeq and is a predicted model, not a curated record. Bases 1 to 3465 code for a protein of 1154 amino acids.